This is a messenger RNA of Daucus carota subsp. sativus, 2289 nucleotides long. Its product is annotated as protein NRT1/ PTR FAMILY 3.1. The coding region runs from base 52 to 1899 and encodes 615 amino acids. Gene Ontology annotation, biological process: transmembrane transport. Gene Ontology annotation, cellular component: plasma membrane. The transcript is spliced from 4 exons. The record is from RefSeq and is a predicted model, not a curated record. Gene Ontology annotation, molecular function: transmembrane transporter activity. NCBI's taxonomy places the organism in Eukaryota, Viridiplantae, Streptophyta, Magnoliopsida, Apiales, Apiaceae.
AUAAAUCGACAAGAGUAGUGCAACUAGUUGAACUCAACCAGCUCAAGCUCUAUGGAACAAUCCGCAAAAUCCAUGGAGCAUUCCGAUACAAAAAUCGAUAGCCAAUAUGUUGAAGAUGAUGAUUUUGAGGAGAAGAAGAAGAGGCUCAACCAUGACAGAAAGAAGCGUGGAGGCCUUAGAACAAUGCCCUUCAUCCUUGCUAAUGAAAUAUGCGAUCGAUUUGCGGGUACUGGUUUUCACGCCAACAUGAUAACAUAUUUGACUACUGAGCUGAACUUGCCGAUGGUAAAAGCCUCCAACAUCCUCACUAAUUUUGGAGGAACUUCCAGUUUAACACCUCUAAUCGGUGCUUUGAUGGCCGACUCUUUCGCUGGCCGCUUCUGGACAAUAAUCGUCGGCUCCUUGAUCUAUGAACUGGGGAUGGUGAGCAUCACGACAUCUGCAGUGCUGCCACAGCUCCGUCCCCCAGCGUGUCCAACUCAGGAGAACUGCACAGAAGCCUCUGGCAGUCAGCUCGGGGUGCUCUACCUCUGCCUGCUUCUCACGUCUAUAGGAACCGGUGGCAUUAGGCCUUGUGUUGUCACCUUUGCUGCAGACCAGUUCGACAUGUCUAAAGCAAAAACAGAGGCUCGAGGAUGGAACUUCUUCAACUUGUACUAUUUCUGUAUGGGAUUGGCUACAUUGACUGCUCUUACGCUGGUUGUAUAUAUCCAGGAUAACGUAGGUUGGGGCUGGGGUCUCGGUCUUCCAACGAUGGCCAUGGCUCUUUCCAUUAUAGCUUUUGUAGUCGGCUCUCCUCUUUAUAACAAAAUACAGCCAGGAGGAAGUCCAUUAGUUAGGUUGGCUCAAGUCAUAGUCGCGGCCAUGAAGAAAAGAAAAUCCGUUCUACCUGAAGACCCGAGUCUAUUGUAUCAUAGCAGGGAGCUUGAUGAACGUAUUUCAAUCAACGGAAGACUUGUACAUACAAACCAGUUGAAGUGGUUUGAUAGAGCUGCCAUUGUGACCGAAGCUGAUGCAAAAGAUUCAGAUUCCCCAAACCUAUGGAGGAUCGCAACCGUCCACAGAGUCGAGGAGCUAAAAUCGCUUAUACGUAUGUUUCCAAUCUGGGCUGCUGGAAUUUUACUUGUCACUUCACAUUCACAUCAGGGGAGCUUCACCAUCCUCCAGGCACGCAGCAUGGAUCGGCAUCUCUCCAAGUCUUUUGAAAUCCCUCCUGCUAGUUUGGCAGUCUUCAGUGUUCUGACUGUACUCAUCGGUCUUGCCGUGUAUGAGCGGGUUUUUGUUCCUAUUGCUCGUAGGUUCACAGGGAAUCCUGUCGGAAUCACUUGCUUGCAAAGAAUGGGCAUCGGCUUUGUAGUCAACAUUAUUGCUACUAUCGUCUCAGCAGUAGUCGAGUUGAAGCGGAAAUCAGUAGCUGCAGAGCAUCAUCUGCUCGACAAGCCUACUGCUAUAAUACCAAUAAGUGUCUUUUGGUUAAUUCCUCAGUAUGUCUUACACGGGGUGGCUGAAGUGUUUAUGUCUGUAGGACACUUGGAGUUUCUUUAUGAUCAAUCCCCCGAGAGCAUGAGAAGUACAGCAGUGGCGCUGUAUUCACUAGCAAUCUCGAUUGGAAGUUAUCUUGGCACCUUCAUGGUGUCGCUGGUUCACAAAUACACAGGCAAAGAACGAAACUGGCUUCCUAAUCGGAACCUCAACAGGGGCAGGUUAGAUUGCUACUAUUGGCUGGUGACUGGAAUACAAGUAGUAAAUCUUAUAUACUAUGUAGUCUGUGCAUAUUACUAUACUUACAAACCUUUGGAGGAGGUAAAGGAAACUAGCAAUGACGGAGAUGUGGAGCUAGCAACCGAUAAAACUCCAUCAAAGCCACUUAAUGGUGUCAAUGGAAAUGCCGAUACCUAACCAUUAAGAAAGCCUAUACAAUAUAGCAAUCUCGGAAAUGCUGGUCAUAUUAUGAUGUGUUCUACACAAGGCUUCAACAGAAAGCAAAGUUAUAUGCAAAGUUAAUCGACUAGGUUCUCAAAGAUUGGGUGGGAGAAUAUGGCAAGUGCUCUUAUUCAAAGAGACACCAGGAUUCAGGAACAGGAACAUCACUGAGAGGAAGCAGAAAUGAUUGUUUUUCCUACAUAAUAAAGAAAUGAUAGCUUUUCUCCUCUAUCUAAAUGUAUUUACUUGGGAUGGUUUGGGGAUAAAACCUGUGCCUUUCUGAUACAGUAAAUAUAUAGAAAUAAAAGUAUGUUCAAGUUUUAAUUAAGAGCAAAACAGAUUAAUGAGGGAUUCAGGUUUCUUAUU